AUGGCUGUUCAUACUAAUAGACAAAUACUUACAAGAGGUAAAAGUUAUGCUACAAAACAAUCGAAGAAAUUUGGUACCGAUGAGGUAACGUUCGACAAGGAUUCCCGUUUAGAUUAUUUAACUGGGUUCCAUAAGAGAAAGCUACAAAGACAAAAGAAGGCACAAGAGUUUGUCAAGGAGCAGGAAAGACUCAGAAGGAUCGAAGAAAGACAGAAGAUUCGUCAGGAACGUAAAGAGGUGAUGGAAGAGCAGUUAAAAACGUUCAAAGAGAGUUUGAACUUGGAAGCGGAGAUAGAGGAUGCAAAAAACGGCGACACCAAGGGCUUCGAAGCAGAGUCUGAUGAAUCCUGGCGAGGUUUUGAUUCAGAUAAAGAAGCCAGUGAAGAUGACCGUAAUGAGCGUGGUGUCAAACCUAUUUUGAAGAAAGGCGCCAUCACUGAAGUAUAUGACGAUUCAACUACUGUAGAACUGGAAUCUUUGGAGCCUAACGAUAAUUUUGAAUACUUGGCGCAUUUGAACAAUGUUAAGUUAGAAAAGGCAGAAAAAGUACUCAACCAAAGCAUAAAUAGAGCCACCAAAUAUGCGAAGUUUUUGGGCGUGGAUGACAAGCAGAAAAAGAAGCCAAGGGUAAAGAAGUUUAGGUACUUGACUAAAAAUGAACGAAGAAUGAACCAAAGGAAGGCAAACGAUAAUAAGCGUAGAAGAUGA
Saccharomyces mikatae IFO 1815 is the source of this 708-nucleotide messenger RNA. It is a transcript of the gene RRP17, whose product is annotated as rRNA-processing protein RRP17. The record is from RefSeq and is a predicted model, not a curated record. Gene Ontology annotation, molecular function: RNA binding. NCBI's taxonomy places the organism in Eukaryota, Fungi, Ascomycota, Saccharomycetes, Saccharomycetales, Saccharomycetaceae. Gene Ontology annotation, cellular component: nucleolus. Bases 1 to 708 code for a protein of 235 amino acids. The transcript has a single exon.